Camellia sinensis is the source of this 507-nucleotide messenger RNA. The record is from RefSeq and is a predicted model, not a curated record. Lineage: Eukaryota; Viridiplantae; Streptophyta; Magnoliopsida; Ericales; Theaceae.
AUGUUGGGAGUAUUUAGCAGCUCAAUUGUGUUGCCGCCGAAAGAGCUGGUGGCGGCCGGAAGCAGGACGCUAUCGCCGAAGAUAAUGGCGACGACGCUGGUGAAGCGAUUUCUGGACAGCAAUCAAUCGGCGGUGUCCAUGCAGAUCGGAGACGAUGUUCAGUUAGCCUAUACUCAUCACAACCAGUCUCCUUUACAGCCCAGAUCAUUUGCAGUGAAGGAUGAGAUAUUCUGCUUGUUUGAGGGAGCACUUGACAGAUCAUUUGCAGUGAAGGAUGAGAUAUUCUGCUUGUUUGAGGGAGCACUUGACAACUUGGGGAGCCUGAAGCAGCAAUAUGGGCUAGCCAAGUCUGCAAAUGAGGUCGUUUUGGUCAUUGAAGCUUACAAGGCGCUUCGUGACAGAGCAAACACGUUUGUCGCUCAGAAGAAGAAUUUGAAGGUUAUUGAUGUCGAUGGCUGUGUAGAAAACUCCAGCGGGCAGCGAAGGUACACACACUCCUUUAUAUAG